GCGCGCCGGCCCCUCCGACCUCGCAGGAAGGCCUGGACGACGGCCCCGACUUCCUCUCAGACGAGGACCGCGGUCUUAAAGCAAUAAAUGUAGAUCUUCAAAGUGAUGCUGCUCUGCAGGUGGACAUUUCUGAUGCUCUUAGUGAGAGAGAUAAAGUAAAAUUCACUGUUCACACAAAGAGUUCAUUGCCAAAUUUUAAACAAAAUGAAUUUUCCGUUGUUCGACAACAUGAGGAAUUUAUCUGGCUUCAUGAUUCCUUUGUUGAAAAUGAAGACUAUGCAGGUUACAUUAUCCCACCAGCACCACCAAGACCUGAUUUUGAUGCUUCAAGGGAAAAACUACAGAAGCUUGGAGAAGGAGAAGGGUCUAUGACAAAGGAGGAAUUCACAAAGAUGAAACAGGAACUGGAAGCGGGUUGGAUAACAGAGAACCUUGGGUUUAUUCUACUGCUACCUCCAUCCUCUGCAUCCUUCUUUUUUGUCUUCACUGAAUGACUACUCUCACAGAGAUCAAACUUCUCCCAACAUUGGUCCUGCUGGUUUGCUGUGAAUAUUUGGCAAUAUUCAAGAAGACUGUUGCAAUGCAUGAAGUAUUCCUGUGUCGUGUGGCAGCACAUCCUAUUUUGAGAAAAGAUUUAAAUUUUCAUGUCUUCUUGGAAUAUAAUCAAGAUUUGAGUGUGCGAGGAAAAAAUAAAAAAGAGAAACUUGAAGAUUUCUUUAAAAACAUGGUUAAAUCAGCAGAUGGAGUAAUUGUUUCAGGAGUAAAGGAUGUAGACGAUUUCUUUGAGCAUGAACGAACAUUCCUUUUAGAAUAUCAUAACCGAGUUAAGGAUGCAUCUGCUAAAUCUGAUAGGAUGACAAGAUCCCACAAAAGUGCUGCAGAUGAUUACAAUAGAAUUGGUUCUUCAUUAUAUGCUUUAGGAACUCAGGAUUCUACAGAUAUAUGCAAAUUUUUCCUCAAAGUUUCAGAACUGUUUGAUAAAACAAGAAAAAUAGAAGCACGAGUGUCUGCUGAUGAGGACCUCAAACUCUCUGACCUUUUAAAAUAUUAUUUAAGAGAAUCUCAAGCUGCUAAGGAUCUCCUCUAUCGAAGAUCUAGGUCACUAGUGGAUUAUGAAAAUGCUAAUAAAGCACUGGAUAAAGCAAGAGCCAAAAAUAAAGAUGUUCUACAGGCUGAAACAUCCCAACAGUUAUGUUGUCAGAAAUUUGAAAAAAUAUCAGAAUCUGCAAAACAAGAACUUAUAGAUUUUAAGACAAGAAGAGUUGCAGCAUUCAGAAAAAAUUUAGUGGAACUGGCAGAGUUAGAACUGAAGCAUGCAAAGGGUAACCUACAGUUGCUGCAGAACUGCCUGGCAGUGUUAAAUGGAGACACAUAAGCCACACUCCACCUUCGGGUUAAAAAGGGCUGCCUUCCUUCAGAUUUUAUUUUUGUUUUCUUCAUGAUGUUAGGCAUUUAUACUGCUCACUGGAAAUGAAAGAAACAGCUGACAAAGUGCAUCUACUCUCCUCUUUUCUGAGAAACAAUGGAGCAGGGCCGUCCCGGGUGCUGCCGACCUGUGGUGAACGCUGCUACACUCCCGCACCUCCUGCUCCCCGGGGCGGCUGUCGCUCGUCCUGCGCUCGUCUUGCAAAGCCCAAAGUUCAGUCCUUUUUUAAAGUAGCCUCUAUAACUCUGUGUAUAUUAUGAAUAGUAUUCCUUAUGGCUGCCAAUCUUUAUUUCCCUUUAAGUAAUUUCUGAAGUUUAACCCUUUCAAAAUAUAUUCUUCAAACAAGAUAAAGGUCGCCACUACCUUUUUUUCUUUUUUUUUUUAAUUUUGUUUUUAAGAAAACAUUGUAUACCACCCUAGCUCAUCCAUGUAUCCUGGUAAAGCAUCUUAAUCAGACUUAUUUUUAAUCAACGAAUAUUUCUUAGAAGUUUUGGGACAGACUUUAUGUAAUCUUUCUAAGUAUGAUUUCUGAAGAAAAGCAAAUGCAUUAGUAUGUUUGCCUUAAACUUGUAGACUAAACCAACUAUUGUCAAAUAAACGGUGAUAAGAGUGAUGGUUUUUAA
Messenger RNA from Miniopterus natalensis, 2049 nucleotides. The record is from RefSeq and is a predicted model, not a curated record. NCBI's taxonomy places the organism in Eukaryota, Metazoa, Chordata, Mammalia, Chiroptera, Miniopteridae.